This is a messenger RNA of Cotesia glomerata, 1813 nucleotides long. It is a transcript of the gene meng, whose product is annotated as serine/threonine-protein kinase meng-po. The record is from RefSeq and is a predicted model, not a curated record. NCBI's taxonomy places the organism in Eukaryota, Metazoa, Arthropoda, Insecta, Hymenoptera, Braconidae. The transcript has 2 exons. Gene Ontology annotation, molecular function: protein serine/threonine kinase activity; ATP binding. The coding region runs from base 325 to 1500 and encodes 391 amino acids. Gene Ontology annotation, biological process: peptidyl-serine phosphorylation; peptidyl-threonine phosphorylation.
CAGCCACUCCAGACGCGAGAUAUACGCGUAUCGCUGAAAAUGUAACCAAGUUGCGGAAAACAAUUCACGUAACUUGACUUACCUCAACUCACUUUACGUUCUCAGUCAAUUUUUUAACAUUUUAAGUUUAUUUAAGUUCAACCCCAGUGAAAAUUAUCGUGUUAUUAUUUAAAAAAUAUCAUGUAAUAGUUCUUCAAAAGUGUUAAAAACAAUCAACAUCAUUUUUAUUUAUAAAUAUUUUAUUAUAAAUAAUUGUUGACAAACUUUUGGUUCCUGACGUUAAUUGCUGUCACUGGGAUCUGCAUUAAAUCAGGGGAUUAAACGAUGAAGCUCCACGAGAAAGAGUCAAGCAUUCACAAGGUCCAGGAAGUGGUGCUCGAGGAAAUAGAGCUUCUUAAAGAGUACAAUGUUGAAAAAACCCUCGGAGAGGGUAGUUUUGCCAAAGUGCUUCUGGCGACUCACCGGAAAACACAAACUCGAGUCGUUUUAAAAGCAGUUCACCAGGAAUUGACUACGGAGAAGGAUUUUUACCGCGAGUUUCAUUAUUCGUACCACUUGAGCCCGCAUCCGAACAUUUUAAGUUCAUACGCGGUGGCAUUUAAGGCUGAAAAGUGCUACAUAUUUGCUCAGGAGUACGCGCCGUUUGGUGACCUGGCAGGUAAUGUCAAGGCUGGAGGUUUAAAUGAGGACGUUUGCAAAAAAAUAGCGGGUCAAUUAGCUUCAGCGCUUGAUUUUUUGCACUCAAAACAGCUGGCUCACCGCGAUGUUAAGCUUGAGAAUGUUCUGGUGUUCGCUCAGGACAUGUCUAAGAUAAAAUUGUGCGACUUUGGGUGCAUUAAGCGAGAAGGCACGCUUGUUAACAAGAUCCGAUGCACUUGGGUGCCAUUUUUGCCUCCAGAAAUCCACGAAGUUAUAAAAAACGAGCGGUACACUUGCAAACGCAGCGCUGAUUGUUGGCAAUUUGGAAUUGUCCUGUUUGUUUGCCUAACGGGAAAUCCUCCUUGGCAAAGCGCUGACCCUAUUCAAGAUCCUGACUACUCGUCAUUUCAACGAUGGCUAAAACGACGCACUACCAAGAUUCCCGGCACAUUCCGUAGAUUUACUCCCCGUUUAUUGCGUUAUUUCAGACGAGUCUUCGAGCACAAGCCCGAGAAACGCGCUGUUGUUACGGAGAUAAACAAAUAUUUGAAGGAUACUUGGUGUGUCAGUAAAUUGAGCCACAGUGCAACCUCAACCAGUGUUGAGGUCAGUGAUAACAACCUCAUACCCCGUCGCGGUGAUAGUUUGCUCUAUUUAGACACUAUUGUCGACGAAAGGUUGAAUAUCGACGAGAAUAAGAAUAAGUUACGUAAAUUAUUGAACAGUUAUGGACUAGAAACUGCGGUUGAUCAAAAAGUCGUCACCAAGAGGAUUUGGGAGUGGGUUAUGCAGUGCGAUUCAAAUAUUGAAGAUAUUCAUCAUCAGCACCUAACUUCUGCGUACGAAACUGAAGCCAUGUGAGACAUGGUAAAAUCUUCCAGCGAACCAUGCUUGAAGCCUCUUCAUGAGGUCAGAAAAUUGAGCUUUACUACUCUACAUGUGCCAGUUGAUGAUAGAAGCUUACGCGCGGCGUCAUUGAGUUCUCAGUACUCGCCCGUGUAAAUAUUCUUGCUGUUUUAAGAGUCAUUAUUAUUAAUUAUGUUUAUUUUUAUUUUUUAAUUAUUAAGUAGGAUAUAAUACAAAACUGAUGAAAAUUUAGAAUUCAUUUUUUUCAGUUUACACGGAAAAAAGUAAACUAAAAUUCACUCGGAUUUCGGUUAAUUUUUAUAGUUUC